GUCUCUACAGCCUUCUGGAUUAUAACUGGAUUAUAAGAAAAAUUGUGAAAAAUAUCACUGAAGAGAAUAGAGUCACCUGUGGUUGUUUAGUGAUGUGACUGGCGAGUUUUUUUUUUAUAUAAGUAUUUGAAUCUCUGCAUGCACUGAUGAGAGGAUGCAAACUCGUCCUGGAGGUCAUCUGAUGAUGGGUGACCUGAGAGAGGAGUAUCCAUAACCCUCAUUCUCAUCCCAGCAACAUCCAAAGCUGCCAGUUACAGCCCGGCAUCUGUAGUAAAUUCCGAUGCAGUACUACAGGAGAAGUGGGACUUGAACCUACAACGUGGGGACCUAAAGGCAACAACUCUAGCCACUAUGCUACCAGACUCUUCUGAUGUCACUCUCCCAAGACACUAACCGUAACUCCAGAGCACAGCGGAGGCAAUGGACUGUGGUGACCUGCAAUGUUCCCUCAAUAUAAUUCAUAUGAUCAUCGUAUAGUAGAUUUUGACAGUACUGUAUAAACAUAUAAACGACUCAUGAGUUUAUUAGGACGAUGGCUUUGUUCUGCUGGAGGCCCGUAUUUUAAAAAGUGUUUCUGUCCCAUUGAUCUCGGCGUUGUUUGGGGUCCGCAGUUCCACUUCAGCCGUGCGCAGAGCCAGGACCCUCCACGCGUACGUGCAGCGGAGCUUCUCCACCUCUGCGUCCCGCCCCACGCCCACUUCUCCGAGUUGUCACGGCUUCCAAAAGGGGAGAGGGCUCUAAUACAUACUCAGUGUCCUGAGCGCUUCGCCCAUUCAUUGUGCGCGCGCGCGCGCCGCCACUGCGCUCCGUGGACUGUCACCCUCGCCUCGGCCUCCCUGCGUGGACGUGUCACAGCGUUGAACGGCGGAAUCCCACCAUUACCGAAAUACACUUCUGGUGGAUGCAAUUUAUAUUAACCAACUAACGCGCGUCAACGACCGUCCCACUUCAACAGUGCUCCUUCUUUCAGAUUUUUUUUUUUUUUUUUUUUAAAUAUUCUGUGACGCCACCUGGUCGGGACAUUUUCGCGGAAAUAAUGAGAGGGAACCAGCUGUGUUGGGACAGCGACGCUGCAGCGUGCCCCACCGUCACGGCUCCGGGCUCCGCUGUCAAGUGCGCUGACGCGGCUGGGACGCACGCGGACACGGACACGCACGGGGACACGCACGGGGACACGGACGCGUCCGCUGCUCGCAGCGCAGAUCUGUCCUUAACCGCCCGCUCCGGGUCGCCCGACUCCGCGCCGCAGCAACCAGGAGGAGAGAAACAUGUGAUUGCACCAGCCGUCUUUGUCUUCCAGAAGAUGGCCUCAGCCACAAAGAGACAAGCCGAAGACUCUGAACAAGGACUUGGUUCAGGUCCCGGUGCAGGUAAACGGCUCAGAUGCUUCUCCUUCCCCUCCCUGAGGCCCAGAUGCAGAACAGGUUUCUGCCACAGCGGAAGACGCAUGCGCUCGAGUUCCCUCUGCUUUCCACCGACGUGCCCGGUUUCCAGGUCCAACGUGUUCAUGCCCUCCAGCUUGUGCAGCCUUAAUGACAGCUUUUCUGCACAUGCAGGAUGUCCUCGUGCUCAGCGGGGAGUGUUGUUAAGACCUGCUCUACUUCCAGCCCCACAGCCUUGGAGCUGCCCUUCCCAGCCUCAUCUGGCUGAGAUGGUCCCAGGGCCCGCUGGGGAACCCUGCGCGGAAACGCUCCGGUUCUGUCCGACCAGAACCCUCCUCGCUCAGAUGCCGCGCAAUCCGCGCGCUCUCACAAAGACACCCGUGCAGACCGCAGGCCACGUUCCGUCGUUUGUGUUUGGGGAAAAUAUGAGCGAGAGAGUGCUGAGUCCAUCCAGAAGCAGCGAAGAUAUGUCCGACACCAGCUCGGACUCGUCAGACUCCGAAUUAUCCGAUUCGCAGCCUCCACGUCAAAUGGCGGUGCGGCGCACGCUGUGGGAGUCUGCUGCAGCCUACACUGCGGCCUGUGGGCGGCGCUGUUUGCUCAAGCGGGUUCAGCUGUUCACAGGGGAGGAGCACGAAAGCAAUGUCGUGCAGAUAACCUGCAAGCUGUUUGUGCUGGAAAAGGGCACACAGUCGUGGACCGAGAGGGGGAGGGGGGUGCUCCGACUCAACGACCUGGCAGUCGGCACCGGAGACACGCUACAGUCACGGAUAGUGAUGAGGCACCAGGGCAGCUUGAAGGUCAUCCUGAACACCAAACUGUGGCCCCACACCCACCUGCGUCGCCCAGCCCGCCGCAGCUUGCAGUUCAGCGCCACCGACCUGGAGAGCCACACCAUGCGGGUGUUCCUGGUACAAGGUGGCGCCAGGGACGUGGCUCGGCUCUUCGUAGCCAUCCACCACCGCCUUGUUGCCCUGAGGGGCGCUGCCUCGCAGCACUACUGCACCGAAAGUGAGGAGGAGGAGGAGGAGGGUGCCGUUACCAAGACCUGCAUGCAGACAGAUCGACCACAGGUCUGUUCCUGACGACCGCAUCACGUAACUCAUCUGCGAUGCCGGCGCGACACCAAAAUGCUGCCCACGACAUCGUGUGCCCUGACCGCACAAGUCCUUGCGCAGAGAGGACAGCGAGGCGACACCUCCCAGCCACCCUGAACUCAGCGAUCCGGCUACCAGCCACGAAUGAACGCUCAUCUGUUUUCGGUUAACCUUAGAUAGGACUUUUCUUUAUUAACAGCAAAUUGACAGGUACAUUUUACUACCAACAAUUUUCCAUUCCCCCCCCCCUUUAGUUCCUCUAGGAGAAUCUGACAUUCUUAGGCCUGAUAUGAAUUUAUGGUAAUCUGGGUGACGUUCUUCAAAAAACUUAUUCAGGAUGAAAAGUUUAUAUUAUAUUUGUACAUUUAUAUAAACCAAUGGCUUUUUAUACUUGUACAUUCAGAAAUAGUCUUCUAUGAGGACAAAGUGUUUAACUAGGUAUUCGCUACAUUUAAAUAUGAACAAAUUUAAAGUUUGUUUAAAAGCUCAUUAUGUGUCCACGUUCA
Molecule: messenger RNA, 2985 nt
Organism: Scleropages formosus (Asian bonytongue)
Lineage: Eukaryota; Metazoa; Chordata; Actinopteri; Osteoglossiformes; Osteoglossidae
Product: ran-binding protein 3-like
Exons: 15
Coding region: 1037-2467 (476 amino acids)
Biological process (GO): protein export from nucleus
Source: RefSeq, a predicted model, not a curated record